AACCGGAAGCAGCAGUGUUAGUGACGUCAGUGAAGAGGCGCAUGCGCAGUAGCAGAUCGCUCCAGUAAAGACUCCGACUCAUCGUGUGAAGAUGAGCUCCAUCGGCACCGGGUAUGACCUGUCGGCCUCCACCUUCUCUCCAGAUGGUCGAGUGUUCCAGGUGGAAUAUGCGAUGAAGGCUGUGGAGAACAGCAGCACGGCCAUCGGUAUCCGUUGUAAGGACGGUGUUGUGUUCGGAGUGGAGAAGCUUGUUCUGUCCAAACUGUACGAGCAGGGUGCCAACAAACGCAUCUUCAACAUUGACAGACACGUUGGCAUGGCUGUAGCUGGCCUGUUGGCUGAUGCUCGCUCUCUUGCUGAAGUCGCCAGAGAAGAAGCCUCCAGCUUCAGAUCAAACUAUGGACACGACAUUCCCCUGAAGCACCUGUCGGACAGAGUGGCCAUGUACGUCCACGCCUACACACUGUACAGCGCUGUGAGGCCGUUUGGCUGCAGUUUCAUCCUUGGCUCAUACAACAAAGACGACGGUCCCCAGCUCUACAUGGUCGACCCGUCCGGCAUCUCAUACGGUUACUGGGGCUGCGCCAUCGGAAAAGCAAAACAAGCCGCCAAGACAGAGAUUGAAAAACUGCAGAUGAAGGAGAUGACGUGCAGAGAACUGGUCAAAGAGGUCGCCAAAAUAAUCUACAUCGUUCAUGACGAGGUGAAGGACAAAUCGUUUGAGCUGGAGCUCAGCUGGGUCGGAGAAGUCACUAAUGGACGACACGAGCUGGUUCCUAAAGAUGUUCGAGAGGAAGCAGAGAAAUAUGCCAAGGAUUCUUUAGAGGAGGACGACGACUCUGAUGAAGACAACAUGUAAACCCCUCCCCCUCGUCCCUGCCUA
Molecule: messenger RNA, 883 nt
Organism: Paralichthys olivaceus (Japanese flounder)
Lineage: Eukaryota; Metazoa; Chordata; Actinopteri; Pleuronectiformes; Paralichthyidae
Gene: psma3
Product: proteasome 20S subunit alpha 3
Biological process (GO): ubiquitin-dependent protein catabolic process; proteasomal protein catabolic process
Cellular component (GO): nucleus; proteasome core complex; synapse
Source: RefSeq, a predicted model, not a curated record